Penicillium samsonianum is the source of this 1008-nucleotide messenger RNA. RefSeq lists its product as uncharacterized. The transcript has 3 exons. Gene Ontology annotation, molecular function: FAD binding. The coding region runs from base 1 to 1008 and encodes 335 amino acids. The record is from RefSeq and is a predicted model, not a curated record. NCBI's taxonomy places the organism in Eukaryota, Fungi, Ascomycota, Eurotiomycetes, Eurotiales, Aspergillaceae.
AUGGGUGCAGGCCCAGUUGGGCUUGCUAUCGCCUUGAGACUUGCGCUAGCUGGUAUCGUGGUCGACGUGGCAGAGGAGGAGUCGAGGCUAGGUGAGGAACCUCGUGCUGUGGCUUAUUACGCGAGCGACCUGAUUGCCUUGGAUAAGAUGGCGGUGAUACCGGAUAUGGAGAAGGCAGGGUUUGUUUCUGAGGGGUUUUGCUGGCGUAAGCCAAUCCAUGACGAUGGGCAGGGAGGUUAUCUGAUGGGUGACGCGAUUGCUCGUUUGCCUAUUCCUCAGGAUACUACAAAAGAGUCCCAUGGUGUUGGUGGCAACUUGUAUCUGCCACAGCCAGAGCUUACCAAGUUUUUAUUCGAGAAAGCAACCGCAACUGGCUUGUUCACUUUGCAUUUCGAAGAGACCCUCGUCAGAAUCAAGCAAAAUGCUUUAGGCAUCAGAGCCACGUCCAGGAGAGAUGACAUCGAAACAACAUUCCAAGCAUCCUAUCUAGUGAGUGCUGAUGGCGGCCAGUCCGCUACCAGGGGGCUUUUGGAUAUUCCUCUGAGAGGGUACAGCUGGCCAGAGAAACUGAUAUCCAUCGAUUUGCUAUUCGAGGAUUCAAAUCUCGACACAAAGUUCCCAAGCCAGUUCAUUGUACACCCGAUAUCCUGUGGCUUUGUCACUCCAUUAAAACCCGUCGAGACUGGAAAGCGGACCCUAUACCGGUGUGCUGUUAGCUUGGACCCAGAAGACCAGACGCCCGUUGAUGAAAUGAAUUCUAUCACUCAUGUCACGUCCCUUCUGGAGAAAACGCUUCCUGGCCCCAGGCCAAUCAACGCAAAAAUAAUCAAGACUUCUCUCUAUCGGAUCCAUCAAUUGUGCGCUUCUACUUUCAGAAGGGGAAGAUGUGUGCUUGCGGGAGACGCAGCUCAUCUUAACGACCCCAUGGGUGGUAUGGGACUUUCAACAGACUUGAUUGACUCCGAAGCCCUAUGCGACAUCCUCGAGAUGAUUAUUCUUGAAGAAUAA